AUGAGAAAGAAAGAUUAUUGGUUAAAAAAUUUACCUAAUCGCAAACUCCUCAAAUGUCAGCAACGUCAACAAAGCAAUUUAAGUCAAGACACAAGUACUGAGAGAUCUUUUCCUUCAAUAGAGGAAAUUAAAAAGUAUUCUCCUGAGCAACUUGUUAGUUUCUUAGAGUCUGGAAAUUUAUAUCUUAAUAAUGAUAAUAUCGAAAUAAUCAAGAAAAAUGAGAUCGCUGGUAAAGAUUUUCUUCUCUUGAAAGAAGAUGAUCUCUAUCGAAUUGGAUUAUCUAUUGGCCCAGCCAAAAGAAUAACAGAGUUAAUUAAGGAAGUUUCGAGAACAUCUAUAAUGGAUAGGCCAUUUACUAACCAUGUACACAUAUUUAUUGAUAAUUCGAACAUCUGGAUUGAGGGAAAGUACACCGUUGGAAACCUCGAGCAGUUAGGUACCUACGACUUUGACAGAAAUUCUUAUUACUUUAGACAACUCCAGAUCGACCAUGGUAGACUUCUCAACACAGUUCAAUGCGGACGUAAACUAGGUGGUGCACCAUUCUUGGUCGGUUCUCGUCCACCUCCUAACGAUUCAUUGUGGGCUCGCAUCAGGGAUCAAGGUUUCAAGGUGGAUAUCUUUGAUCAGGACAUCAGAAGCCACCGUGAAAAGGAAGUCGACACACAACUUAUAAUGACAGCAACGGAAGUAGUUACUUCACAUGAUCCUGGUGUUUUAGUUUUGAUUGCUGGUGACAGGGAUUAUAGACCUGUAGUAAAACUAGCACUGCAACGCAAUUGGCUUGUGGAGACAUGGUUUUGGAGUUCAGGAAUUUCCAGUUUUCUCAAGCCAGAUACGAUUUUUCGAUCUUUGGAUAAUUGUUAUUGUAACUUUGCAUAUGGAUUAGGUCCCGAUAUUACUGAGAAAUACCACACUCUCGAGGUUACUGAUGGUAACGUUAUUCAAAGCUUGAAAAACGAAGAUAUACUGGAAUGGUUUAAUAAUUUAAACUUGUUCGGUUGGUGGGAUUGGGAAGGUUAUAAAUUGCGAUUUUAUUUUUAUAAUUCGAAUUACUUGGAGAUGGUAAAAAAUUGGAUCAUGAACAAUUAUCAAGUGCGGAUUAAGGAAAAAAUUAGAAGUGCGGAUUGA
Messenger RNA from Paraglomus occultum, 1131 nucleotides. The record is from the annotation of a GenBank genome assembly. NCBI's taxonomy places the organism in Eukaryota, Fungi, Glomeromycota, Glomeromycetes, Paraglomerales, Paraglomeraceae.